This is a messenger RNA of Drosophila melanogaster (fruit fly), 516 nucleotides long. RefSeq lists its product as uncharacterized. The record is from RefSeq and is marked reviewed. Lineage: Eukaryota; Metazoa; Arthropoda; Insecta; Diptera; Drosophilidae. The transcript is spliced from 2 exons. Bases 158 to 349 code for a protein of 63 amino acids.
CUUAAAUUGUAGUUCACUUACAUCGUCAGGUGACGGAAGAGUUGGCAGAUAAAACUGCAAUAUUUACUUUUGUACAUAUAUGGCAAUCUACAGAUUGCACAGCUUGGCAGUUGAUAGGAGAAAGGUGUAGUUACCGGAGAAAUUCAAGUGGAUUAAGAUGCGUUAUUUAGGAAUUAUUGCUCUCGUCGCUUUCCUGGCCAUUUCCACUGUGAUGGCACAUCCAUAUGCGAACAGUAGCACUGAAGAAGGAUCAGGAUCCAGUAACCGAUCGACUAUUCGUCCUGUCCCCAGAUGGCCUAAGUGGGGUGGAAUCGGUCCAGUCAUUUUAAACACUCCCCCCACUCCGUGACAAUGAACUACGGAAAGAAAUUAAUUGUGAAACCCCACAACGAACCUUUGUUGUUGUCUAAAAAAAAAAAUAUCUCCAAAAAUACGCUUGUAAAACUUUCCAUUGAGACAAUUGUUCAAAUACCAAAGCGUAAAUAAAGAUUUCGUAGUAGAUUCUACGAAUCGGCC